AUGGCUACUACUGAAGGCUACACCAAUGUGACAUUAUCAGCAGGAGGAGGAGCAGGAGGAGGGGGUGGAAGUGGGUUAAACAUCACGGCCCUCAGUAUCACCCAAGCUACCCUUCUUGGGAUUUGUUCGUUGAUGAUCGUCAUCAGUAACACCUUUAUCCUGGUAAUCCUAUACAAAGUCAAGAACUGCUUUGAAGACAUGCAACAGUUCGCGUUUAAAGCACUUGCCGUUACAGACUUCCUCACGGGCAUUUUCUGUUGCGGACUGACCAUCAUAGCGAUUAUCUACGGCGCUGGCCAGCCGUUUUCGUCGGUAAUGUGCGCUAUAAGAGGAGCAGCGUGCACAGGAUUGACCAACCUUUCGGCUUUACUCAUUGCCUGCGCCUGUUUUGACCGUUUUGUUGCUGUCAUCUUUCCUCUUCGCUAUUUUAAUCUUGUCACGAUGAAACGCGCAAGGAUUGUUCUUCUGGUCGUAUGCACGAUCGCCGCCUCUAACGGGGCCUUGAGCUUACUACGGGGCAGGACGGUCGCCAAAAACAACUUGUGCCUGUCAGAUUUUUCGUCCGAGCGACUCGCCUUCCGACCAAGCCUGGUGACAAGCCUUCUCAUCUUCUCCACCACUCUCCUCCUCACGUCCAUCUCAAACAUCAAGGUCAUGUUGGUCGCUUCGGGUCAAUCAAAACGUUCUGCAAACGUUGCCCCUAGCGAUAUCACCAACGAGAGUGACACCACCCAGAAAAACGCCAUCCAAACCCGUCGAGGAAGCCUCAAAGCCCUCCGCGUUCUUAUAGUAACUACUAUCGCCUUCUUUAUUGCUAUUUUUCCCUGGAGUAUAGUUUCUGGUUCGCAGUUCAGCCAGAAGACUUCAAUCGCGACGCCUAUGGCCAGGUACGUGUCUAGUCUUUUGCUGAUGUCUAACAGUUGGGUGAACGCCUUGAUUUUUGCCACCUUCAACAAACGGUUUAGGAAAGCAGCCAAAAGAGUGGUGUUUCGCGCCCAGCUGGAUGGAGAGUCAACGAUAUUGGAACAUACUUUAACUUCAGACGCAUAG
Molecule: messenger RNA, 1050 nt
Organism: Strongylocentrotus purpuratus (purple sea urchin)
Lineage: Eukaryota; Metazoa; Echinodermata; Echinoidea; Camarodonta; Strongylocentrotidae
Product: neuropeptide FF receptor 2-like
Exons: 1
Coding region: 1-1050 (349 amino acids)
Biological process (GO): G protein-coupled receptor signaling pathway
Cellular component (GO): membrane
Molecular function (GO): G protein-coupled receptor activity
Source: RefSeq, a predicted model, not a curated record